This is a messenger RNA of Erigeron canadensis, 2003 nucleotides long. Its product is annotated as protein FIZZY-RELATED 2-like. The record is from RefSeq and is a predicted model, not a curated record. Gene Ontology annotation, molecular function: ubiquitin ligase activator activity; anaphase-promoting complex binding; protein binding. Gene Ontology annotation, cellular component: anaphase-promoting complex. Bases 104 to 1573 code for a protein of 489 amino acids. Gene Ontology annotation, biological process: positive regulation of ubiquitin protein ligase activity; anaphase-promoting complex-dependent catabolic process; positive regulation of anaphase-promoting complex-dependent catabolic process. The transcript has 10 exons. Lineage: Eukaryota; Viridiplantae; Streptophyta; Magnoliopsida; Asterales; Asteraceae.
UAAUCUGUUAAACAAUUCCCGGGUUAAUAUUAACCCUCACCUUCUCAGAAACCAAACCCCCAAAAUCCAUUCUCUCUCUCUUUUUUCUCACUUUCCCCCAUCAAUGGAUUCCGAUUCCAAUUCCAAGAUUUUCAACCAAUCAUCAUUAUCAUCAUCUUCUUCAUCAAAUUCACAAACUUUACAAACACCCACAAAAACCUCACAAUCAAUUUCCAAUAUUUAUUACCACCCAUCACCAUCUCGCCCUAUUUACAGCGACCGGUUUAUCCCAUGCCGAUCAUCUUCCAAUUUUGCCCUUUUCAACAUCUCAACGCCGCCGGCGAAAGCCGUAGAAAAUGGCCGGUCCGGUGAAGAAUCUUCAUCUUCUGCUGCUUAUAAGUCCCUUUUGAGAACUGCAUUGUUUGGUUCGGAUCUGGGGUUUGCCCCACCAAGUACCCCUGAUAAGAAAUGCGGUUUUCCGGUUUCGAAUUCGGUUAAUCGGAAUAUUUUUCGGUUUAAAACUGAGACUAGACAGUCUAUGCAUUCUUUGUUUCCUUUGGGAUUUGAUGAUCAUUUUAUUCCUGGUGUUAGUCAAACUCCUGUCAAAGCUCCAAGAAAAGUUCCAAGAUCUCCUUAUAAGGUUUUGGAUGCACCAGCAUUGCAAGAUGAUUUUUAUUUAAAUCUUGUUGAUUGGUCUUCUCAGAAUGUGUUGGCUGUUGGAUUGGGGAAUUGUGUUUAUUUAUGGAAUGCUUGUAGUAGUAAGGUGACGAAAUUGUGUGAUCUGGGAAACGAUGAUAGUGUGUGUUCGGUUGGGUGGGCGCAACGGGGGACUAAUCUUGCUGUUGGGACUAGCAAUGGGAAAGUUCAGAUCUGGGAUGCCGCUCGUUGUAAGAGAGUAAGAACCAUGGAAGGACAUAGAUUACGUGUUGGAGCACUGGCUUGGAAUUCAUCUAUUUUAUCUUCAGGAAGUCGAGAUAAAAGUAUUCUUCAACGAGAUCCACGUGCACAAGAAGAUUUUGUUAGUAAGUUAAGCGGUCAUAAAUCAGAGGUCUGUGGACUCAAGUGGUCUUAUGAUAAUCGUGAAUUAGCAUCAGGUGGAAAUGAUAACAGGCUUUUAGUCUGGAACCUACAUUCAACACAACCUGUUUUAAAAUACUGUGAACAUACGGCUGCUGUGAAAGCAAUUGCCUGGUCGCCACAUCUUCAUGGACUCUUGGCAUCUGGUGGAGGUACUGCAGAUCGAUGCAUUCGCUUUUGGAACACAACCACCAAUUCUCAUCUGAGCUGCAUGGAUACUGGUAGCCAGGUAUGCAAUCUUGUGUGGUCAAAGAAUGUCAACGAACUUGUGAGCACCCAUGGAUAUUCCCAAAACCAGAUUAUUGUUUGGAGAUACCCUACAAUGUCAAAGCUGGCAACACUUACUGGGCACACUUACAGAGUCCUUUAUCUUGCAAUCUCACCCGAUGGGCAGACAAUUGUGACGGGAGCCGGAGAUGAAACACUUAGAUUUUGGAAUGUGUUUCCUUCGCCUAAAUCUCAGAAUACGGAGAGUGAAAUUGGUGCAUCAUCUUUUGGCAGAACGUACAUACGCUAAGCCCGUUUCACUUUUGCGGUUUUUGGGGUCACCACCGUACUCACAAAGCUCAUGAAAGAACAUAACUUGUUAUCAAGAACUUACGAUAUACUCAAGGAAAAAUGAGUACACAAGGUUUGAUCUGCUUGAUCAUGCCAUUGCAGAUGACAUGGAAGUCCACUUCUUGAAUGACUUCUAUCCUUGUUUCAUGUAAAUUGAUGUCUGAUGUAAAAUUCACAGCUGUGAAUAUAAAUUAACGAUGCUAUUAAGCUGAAACAUGAAAUUAGACUGGGUUACAAUUAGACUAGUUAGUGUCUAAAGCUGGCUCAGAAUGUUUGUCAUUUUAGGUGUCAAACAAGAACCACUGUAAAAAUGUGUGUCCAUGUUAACUAAAUCUUACACUUUUUUCACUUUUCGUGAAAAGAAUGUAUUCUUGCUUAUUUUACUUUAA